Molecule: messenger RNA, 1716 nt
Organism: Mercenaria mercenaria
Lineage: Eukaryota; Metazoa; Mollusca; Bivalvia; Venerida; Veneridae
Product: sialate O-acetylesterase-like
Exons: 9
Coding region: 93-1664 (523 amino acids)
Biological process (GO): carbohydrate metabolic process
Molecular function (GO): sialate O-acetylesterase activity
Source: RefSeq, a predicted model, not a curated record
CGUGUAUCUAAGGUCUUAUCUGUGAAGUGAGAGUCAAGUGUGACUUUUUAUAGUUUUACUAAGGUCAGUAAUUUAACAGUACAGAGACAAAUAUGAAACGGUUAAUGCUUGUAAUUUUAAAGAUAUUGCAUUUAUAUGUGUGGCAAUCAAGAGCUGAACUAUCCCUGGCGUCAUACUAUGGAGACCAUAUGGUGCUUCAGAAAGCUCCAAAAUCAAGCCAGAUUUGGGGAUAUGCAGACAAAGUUGGUGACACGGUAACAGUGCACCUAGGAAGUCAUACACCAGCGGUCAGUACAACAGUCUAUAUGGAUAAAGCCAUUGGCCGGCCAGUUUGGAUAGUAAUGCUUCCUCCACAGAAUGCCGCAGGACCCGAAAAUAUAACAAUAUCAUCAAGCGAGGGAAGAUUGACUAUUACGGAUGUGAUGUUUGGUGAUGUGUGGUUGUGUUCCGGACAAAGUAAUAUGCAGUUUACACUCAGCAUGGUAUUCAAUGCCAGUCAAGAGAUUGCUGAUGCCGUUAACUAUCCUGAUAUACGGCUCUUCACUGCAGCUCAAAAAUGGUCGAAUAAAACUGAGUACGAAUUGCUGCAAGUUGAACAAUACUGGAGCCGACCAAAUAAAGAUUCCGUUGGUCACUCUGACUGGAGUUAUUUUUCUGCUGUUUGCUGGUUAUUUGGAAAAUACCUGUACCAAAAAUUAAAGUACCCCAUCGGACUGAUUUCUACAGACUGGGGUGGUACUCCGGUCGAAGCUUGGUCUUCCCGUGAUGCAAUGGACACGUGCAAUGGCUUAUUAGGGUAUGAUCCUCCACAUGUGCAUGCGGCUCCUCAGAAUACACCAACACAGUUAUGGAACUCAAUGAUUCAUCCGUUCCUAAAUCUAACCAUCUAUGGCGCAAUAUGGUAUCAAGGUGAGGCAAAUGCAGGUGCUCCUGACUCAUAUAAAUGCCGAUUUCCCGCCAUGAUAGACGACUGGAGACAAAAAUUCCACGAAGGUUCACGUGGGCAAACUGACGACAUGUUUCCAUUUGGAUUUGUUCAGUUAGCGCCUUGGCGAAAUGAUUCCACUAUUGAGAAAGGGUUUCCGGAUAUCCGGUGGCACCAAACUGCAGAUUUUGGAUAUGUGCCAAACUACCGGAUGCCAAAAACUUUCAUGGCGGUAGCCGUUGACCUGCCAGAUUUCACAUCGCCAUACAAUAGCAUCCACCCACGUGAUAAGCAAGAUGUUGCAUCUCGCCUUGUUCUCUCCGCCCUACCAGUUGCUUACAACAUCAAGUCGAUGGGGAAAUACCAGGGUCCAAGGAUAUCGGCUUACUUUAUAGACAUAGGUUAUCAUACCUUGACUCUGGCAUUAGACAAUGGGACUACACCUAUAACAGUCAGGUCCAAAAACGGUUUUGAGGUAUGUUGCUCAAGAAAUAACCAGUCAAGAUGUGAUGGCACGGAUUCAAAGUGGAUUGAUGCGCCAAUAAUAGCUUCCGGUACCAAUAAUGUUACGGUGUCAUCUUGCAAUGGCGAGUGGACAAUGGGAAUUCGAUACCUUUGGAGGGAAUCACCCUGUACAACCGUUAAAAUGUGUCCAGUGUAUACUGUGGAAAAUGAACUUCCUAUGGCACCGUUUAUAACGGUCGGCUUGAUAGGCGAUAAGACUAAUACUUAUUAUUGACUAAUGUCAAACGAAAAAUUGUCUUCAAUUGAAUAAAAACCUAAUAUGUAUA